UAAGACAGGUAUUAGAUGAAAGCUAAAAAAUACAUUAGCGAGCCUGUCUUUCGACAGAGGCGAGCAGCGCUCAUAGAGGGACAUCCAGCCAUGUGUUUCAUGUUUUAUUCGGAGUUUUAAAGCUUGGUGACGAAGUUUGGUGCACUUUGGACAGCCGGACCACGAUUUUCUUCACCAAAAAUCCGGAAGACCGUUGUGUGCUGUGUUCGGUGUUGACUGAGGGCGGAGGUGAUGGACGUGCUUUACUGAACUCGCCUAUUCAAAUAUCGGUGGGUUAUUCUAGAAACUGUGAGGAGGUGAUAGGAAAAAAAAUCUUCUCUACACAGCUUAAUGCGCCGCUGUUGAAAACUUUCGGCUGUACAUUGCAGGCAGCUUAGCUGUAUGACACAGCAUCAGCGCAUCCGGGUUUAAAGUUUACCACCAAGUCAACCGCAUCCUCGACUAAAUUUGGUCCUCGAUGGAGCUCCGUCAAAGUGACCUGAAGAGACACUGCAAAUAACCCUGACUUCUUCUCUGACAGUGACCAGAAAGUCUGCGAUGUUUAAGUUCUUACAGGUCAGCAUGGAUUCGGUAAGUCUUGCCUGUCUGUACAUCGCAUGCCUUUGUCUCUUGAGGAGAAGCGCAGCAGACCAGCCAAGAUUUACAGACCACCUACAGUCAUCCAACGGAUUGUCUGAGCUGUGUGGGAUCGAUGAAGUCUUGUGUCAGGAUGAGAACGCUGUGCUGAGUUUCGAGGCCAUUCGUAGCAUCCACAAAGACAUGGACGAUGAUGCAGACGGAAGUGUGGAUGUGACGGAGACAGAUGGGUUUCUCAGAGAGGAUCUGAAGUACCAUGACCCCAAGGCAAAGCACAAGAGUUUCCAUGGAGCUGACCUGCUGAUCACCGUGGAGGACAUGUGGAACACCUGGAGGGCCUCAGAAGUGUAUAACUGGAGCGUGGGGCAGGUGGAGGAGUGGCUUAUUAACUAUGUGGAGCUGCCACCAUAUGUCGACUCCUUCAGGAAGAAUGAAAUCAGUGGCAAAGCCUUGCCAAGGCUGGCCGUGAAGAAUGCCACCCUGACACUGUCCGUGCUGAAGAUCCUGGACCGCAGUCAUGCUCAGAAACUGCAGCUCAAAGCUCUGGACACAGUGCUGUUUGGCCCUCCACAAAUGAGCAGGCACAGUCACUUGAAAGACUUUGUGCUGGUGCUGUCCAUUGUAAUUGGUGUGGCCGGGUGCUGGUUUGCCUACAUCCAGAACCGCAACUCAAAAGACCACAUGAGCAAGAUGAUAAAGGACCUUGACGGCCUGCAGAGAGCGGAGCACAGCCUGCUUGAACUGCAGCAGAAGCUGCAGAUAGCGCAGGAUGAGCACCGCUCAGUAGAAGUGGAGAAGGUAAAUCUGGAGCAGAAGCUGAGAGAUGAGAUCGAUGCGGCUAAGCAGGAGGCUCAGAGACUGCGAGAGUUGCGUGAGGGCACAGAGAACGAGCUGAGCCGCCAGAAAUACGCUGAAGAGGAGCUGGAGCAGGUACGCAUGGCUCUGAAGAAGGCAGAGAAAGAGCUGGAGUCGAGGAGGUCCUGGUCUCCUCCUGAGCCUUUACAAAAGUGGCUGCAGCUCACACACGAAGUGGAGGUGCAGUACUACAAUAUAAAGAAGCAGAACGCUGAGAGACAGCUCUUGGUGGCUAAAGAAGGGGCAGAGAAGAUUAAGAAGAAGAGAGGCACACUCUUCGGAACAUUCCAUGUGGCUCACAGCUCCUCACUGGAUGAUGUUGAUCACAAAAUUUUGUCAGCCAAACAGGCUCUGGGUGAGGUGACAGCAGCUCUGAGAGAGAAGCUCUAUCGCUGGCAGCAGAUUGAGUAUUUCACAGGUUUGGCCCUCGUGAAUAACCCAGGCCUGUCCUCUCUGGCCUCUGCACUCAACCUGGACCCUGCCUUCUUGGGCAUCCGCCCUCCCACCCCACAGAACCUGCUGCUGUCCGAUGAUUUGGAUGACAUGGACGAGGACAUACUGUCUCCUGGAACCCUGCGCUAUGCCGCCUGGCAGAUGGACCGGCGGGUGAGCGACCUUUGGCCUGUGGCCUCUGAGAGCCAGUCCCUGUGGAAGCAUUCUGCUCCCAAUCUGGUGUCCCUGCGGCCGCGGCUCGGAGACCCCGCGCAGACCCUCAGCUCUCAGAGGUGGGUAGAGGGGGAUCAGGCUGAGGCAGGACCCCAGUGUGCCCCUCAGCCCCCCACCCGCCCAUAUGCACGACAGGCUCGCAGUCAUUCCAUAGGCCACCUGGAGUUCCGGCCCAUGCCCUCUCUCUCCUCUUCUCUCUCUCACCCCUCUAUCAUCUGCACUGCCGCUCCUUCUCUCCUACAGUCACUCUCUUCUUCCUCCGGCUCUCGUUUCGCUGGCCUGCUCUACCGCUCCUCCUACUGCCACUCUGUGGAGACAGUGUCCGGCCUGCCCCCUGCUGGGUUUAGUGCUGCACACCCACGCCAGAGAGCCGGAAGCAUUGGGGAUCUAAACCGGUCUGACUCCGACUCCUCACUGUCUCAGUCUCAGUAUGGUGAGGGUCAGCGUUCGUCCACUCCGCUGGGCACCAGGCCCAUGUUCUCCAAACCUAAUGGAGCUGGAGGCAGCUUAGGGGACAGCCCGCUGCUCCAGAAGAAACUGUUUAGCAUGGAGAAGUGUGCCAGCCUGGGAGAGAUUCACAUCCAGUCCAGUGGCCUGACCUCGGCCGAGUCCACCCGCUCUCUCAGCCCCACCACCAAUGAUGUAGAUAGGCCAAAGAGCAGUGGCCGCUCUCCACAGCUAACGGGCAAGAGGAGCCCAGGGGACGAGGACAGUGGCUCAACAGGAGAGGACACAGAGGCCUCCAGCUCCAGCCGCAAGAAACACACCUUCCCCAGGAUCUUCAACAAGCAGAAGCAGAAGAAAUAGCAGUGACGGGCCUAACUCAAACCUAAAAAAGUGCUUUUAAAAGUUUCACCAAAAUAUAGGAGUAGAAACUAUAACACACAAAGUGUACAGUCACAUUUAAAAGGACUACAUCCUUUAAAAGACACCAGUACUGUCUGUAUAGGUCUAAGGGAGCAUCUACUGUGUGAUUUUCAAAAUAUAUGUUUUGUAUUUUGGUUUAUUGAGUGCUUGUUGGCUGAUGGAACAUAUUAGUGCUGUGAAGAAAUGUGUGAUUUUUUAAGGUAAAAUUAUUUAUUCUGCAGAUUAGGGACCCCCCCCCCAUUUUUAGCCAUUUAAAGCUUUGUUUAUAUUUUAAUACAGGCUUUGUGUGCUUUCCGUCUACAGGCCUGGACACACUGAGGAGAUGUGACAAAACUAUUAUCAUGAAUUAAAAUAUCAUAACAGCACCCAGUUAAUCUUAGGGUGCACUGUAACCUGUAAAGACAAACUUCAGUAAUCUGUUUUGUUCCGAUUAUCUUGCUCACUGUCAUACCAGACCUGCACGGGUACGAGACUCAGAAAGAUGGAAAUGUUUAUCUAUUUUUAUUAAAUGCAUGAACACAAAAGCCCCACAACGUCUUGUCCAGUAUGUGCACACAACCAGUUUUUUUAUCAACACCUAAGCCAAAUCAUUGUCUGUAUGUUGAAUUGACCAUGUUCAUACCUGUAUACAGCCUUUUAUUGCCAUGUUUUAUAUGUGAUGUUGCAUACUUGCCCAUAUCUGACUGCUUACAUUCAGACUCAGCACUGACAGGUCAGUGAAGAGUUUAUUUAUUUAUUUUUUUAAGCCUUUAGCAUUAUUUAGUUAGGGCUAUAACCAAAAUACUGGCAGAUACACCAGACCCAUCCUACACGUAUUUUGACUUAUUAGUGGCAUCACUGGACUUGCAAAUGCUUUUUCGUGUACAUGUGGAUUUACUGCAAUGCAUGUGUCUAAAGAUUUUUGCUCUGGACUUUAAAUAAAUGUAUUUAAUUGA
Colossoma macropomum (tambaqui) is the source of this 3899-nucleotide messenger RNA. RefSeq names its product stromal interaction molecule 1b (gene stim1b). The record is from RefSeq and is a predicted model, not a curated record. NCBI's taxonomy places the organism in Eukaryota, Metazoa, Chordata, Actinopteri, Characiformes, Serrasalmidae. Gene Ontology annotation, cellular component: plasma membrane; endoplasmic reticulum. The transcript is spliced from 14 exons. Bases 538 to 2904 code for a protein of 788 amino acids. Gene Ontology annotation, molecular function: calcium channel regulator activity; protein binding; calcium ion binding. Gene Ontology annotation, biological process: store-operated calcium entry; activation of store-operated calcium channel activity; intracellular calcium ion homeostasis.